This is a messenger RNA of Caenorhabditis bovis, 1905 nucleotides long. NCBI's taxonomy places the organism in Eukaryota, Metazoa, Nematoda, Chromadorea, Rhabditida, Rhabditidae. The record is from the annotation of a GenBank genome assembly.
AUGAUGACUGGAUUUGGAAAUGCUGGAGCACAAUCAUUGUUUCCAGGAUUGUCGGAUAAUUGUGGUUCCCAUCAAUUCUUCACCGGACUCGAUCUCACAACUACUGCCAAUGUGUUCGCAUCAACAGGAAGCUACGCGGCAAGCCCACGAUACAAUAUGCCAAUUGCUGAGGGUACAAAAGUCGAGAACGCGCCGGCGCACAUCUCGAUCACCGAUGAGGAAUUGUAUGAAGCGCUCAAUAUUUCUCCAAUCGUGCCUACUACAAGUACAAACAACCAUCACAGGCAAAAUUCCAAAGACUUUUUCCCAUCAUAUUCGCCAAUGGACGGAAACAUGCUUGCAGCUUCCAGCGACUAUUGCUAUCCGUCAACGUCGUCGCUGGAGCAGGCGAUGACGCCGUUUGAGAACCACGCGAUGUACUUGCCGCCGGACAUGAUCUCGCUUGGUCCGAGUCCAAUGCGUGAGCUGGCGUCGCCAACGUUUUCCGUCCAUUCGUUCGCUCCAACAACGUCAACAACAAAUGCCGAAGAGGAAGAUCUUGAGGUUGAGCUCAUCAAUACGGCAAUUUGCGAGCCGCAACGCGAGCUACCCGAAGGCAUUGAAAUUUUUUUGCGCGCCGGCACGUCGGACAAUGAAUUCCGGUCGUCAGAGUGUACUACCUAUUCGGAAAGCAGCGGCAGCAAUCCGACGCCAUCGGAACGACCGGCGUACGCCAAAAAAUUAUCGGCGUCGGUGCAGAAAACGAAUUCAGUCGAUAUCCCUCCAAGCGUCACAUCGCCAUUGUUCCUGCAAACGUCUCUUGAUCCGACAGGCUUCACACCUCUGUUGACGCCAAAAUCCAACGAGCUUCUGCAGAAGAAACUGAGCGAAGCGACUGCUUAUCCACAUUUUGAAUCAAAUAUUACACCUCGUAGGGAACCAUAUCAAAUUUCAGAUUGUCUUCUGUUCAAGAAGCCCCUGCUGCCUGCGAGAAUCGAACAGAAGUACAAGGAUUGUCAAGCAGAGCCAAUUGCAAUUGAAAGACUUUGUGAUUAUUUCAAUUUCACUGCUGAUCAGAAACGAAUCGACGCCCCUGAACGAAAAAGGGCGCAUCGUCAUAAUCAACUUCCUAGGGAUAUUCAUCCUGUUGCAGAAGAGGUUCCAGUCUUUUCAGAUUUGGAAUUUGAAGAGAGCCAAGUCGGCAAGCUCACACUAGCGCAGCUGCCUGAUUGUUUGCCGCCAAAACCGGCGCAAUCGCCAGAUUGUUGCAUUUCUCAGCAAUCCACACGACCGCCAACAAAAAAACUUUGCGUUCCGGUAGCUACCAUGGAUGCUAAAAAGCCUGACGACAAUGUUGUCGAUGAUUGGGAGACAGCUGAUGAUGAAGAGCUGACGUCAAGAAUGGAGAAGCUACUUCAUGACGUAAAACAGAAUGACAAACGAACGGAGGAGAUUCGAAAGAUGGAAAGCGUUCCAUCAACAUCCGACUGGGAUCCAAAUAAGUUGCCGAAUGUUAUUGAGGUCUACGGAAUUCCGGACUACAAAAUGCAAGAUGAUGUUGUGCGUGCAUUAGAAUCGAUUGGGUAUGGCGACGCGAAGCUGAAGUGGAUUGAGCGCAAGAUUGUUUUAGCCUCUUUUGAUAGCAAUAAUCGAGCCAAGCAAUGCAUUAAUGUGAUGAAUCAUGAAUGGCUGAGAUUCAGAGCUUUAAAGUAUUCACCGAAGUGCGUUCAGGAGGCUGCGAUUGCCAAUGCGGCGACAUUGACGGCACCAAAAAAGCGAGCGCAGACGAAUGCUUCGGUCGCUCGCCGAAUGGUUGAAAACAUAUUGGGACAGAAAUCAAAUGUAUCAGCGGACAAACGGCGUGAAGAGCGUAAGCAGAUUGCGGACGCGAGAGCCGCCAAGAAGAAUAUUGUGCAGUGGGACUGA